AUGGCGUCCACGAACAGCGAGUAUUCGGGCUUCGGCCAGACGUUCCAGUAUAUCACAAGUAUUAAACUUGCUGAGCUCGAGCGCCAGCGUAGCGCGUGUACGGGGUACGUCAAAGAGACACUGAAAGCUGCGUCUGAGGAGACGACGCCGUACAAGCGUGCCGAUACUCUUCUGCGUCGCAUACGCAGUUGGACCGGAGUCGGCCGCCUCGUAGGCGAGGACAUCGACUACGAGAAUUUAGAAUGCUGGCUAUGGCAAGCUCACAGCGACCCGUCCGUGACGGAUGCGGAGAUCUUGAAGAUGGUUGAACAACUCGAAAAGGAGCUGGCACAGGCGCUUCGGCGAUAUGACUAUGCGAAGCUCUUCGGCGACCUCCUAUCCGAAUGGCUUACUAGUGGCGAUUCUCUUGCGACGUCGUCACCUUCUGAUCAGGCUGUCGAGAGCAGGUCCAACAAGAGAGAGGGUUUGCUACUGUUCAAUCGUGUCUUUACAGAGGGCAUCACGCAGCAGGCCCAGAUACAGAAACUCAUCACAGAAGCCAAGGAGGUUAAUGUUGACACGAUCAAGGCCUAUCUCGACGACUUGUUCUCUGAGUCGGCGGCGACUACCGCGCUCACCAACUUGCGCAAGCAUGUUCAAGACUAUGGCGAUGUGUUAUCGACGUCCAAACUCCGUGCCGACGAAAUGCCUGCCUUGAUGCAGUCCCUGCUCGCUCGCGACCUCUUGUCCGCCGAGAAGUCUGCAACGCUGAAGAGCUUCCUCAAUAACGAGGUCAUCCUCGAGGAGGUGGCUAGCGUUCUGAACAUGAUGUUGGCUAGUUUGGACGACUGGGACUGGCCUGCAGACGGCGUCCCCAUCGAGAUGCGGCGGAAUAUUGCGGGGAGAUAUAGGGCCUAUAUGGACAACGAGAUCAUGCAGGCGCUUCUUUUCCAGUACAUCGGUGUCAAGUGGAGCACCCAGCUCAAGGACUGCUUCAAGAAAAUUGCCCAGUCGCGCGCAUGGAAGCCCGACUCAUCACUGCUCUCAGAGCAAGAAGAGGCCCGUCGGUGCCAAAUGUUGGACUGGACCCGUGGGUCGUCGCAGACUAUCCAAGGACGACGUCGUGACAUCCGUCUCAACCAGUUCUUCUGCACGCAACUUCCGGACGAAUUUGAGGAGGAAGCAGAUUACGAUGAGGAGCCGAAGGCGGGGGAGAAGUACAAUCAUGGCGUCUCCGCCCAGCAGGCUUUGUUGCGCCUGGUGGCCACCGAGACGCAUCUUCAGAGAACUCUGUACGGGAGCUCGACAAUCAUGCGUGCGGAUCUUGAGUGGUUCGGCCCUUCCAUACCGCAUCAAAGUAUCCUCACGGUGCUCGAAUUCUUUGGGAUUCCUGAGAAGUGGCUUGGUUUCUUCCGGAAGUGGCUGAGUGCCAAGAUGCGCUUCGAGGGGUCCGAAAUACAGAUCAGGAAAAGAGGGGUACCAAUCGCACAUGCGCUGUCCGUCUUGUGCGGCGAAGCAAUCCUCUUCGCUAUGGAUUUUGCAGUCAACCAGAGAGCAGACGGGUUGUACGUCUACCGCAUCUACGACGACUUUUGGUUCCAGAGCCACGAUGCGAGCAAGUGCGCUGCUGCAUGGCGCGAGAUGAAGACAGUCGCCGACCUAGUCGGGAUCACGUUCAACAUGAAGAAAACGGGCGGCGCGUGUGUUGGUGCGCCGCUUGAGCCCAGCCUGCCCCGUGGUGCCGUGGCUUGGGGAUUCUUGGUGUUUGACUCCGAGAAGGGACGCUUCGUCGUCGACCAAAAGGCUGUCGAUAUACACAUCGCAGAGCUCACGCGACAACUGGCUGCUGCAAAGUCCGUCAUGGGCUAUGUGAAUUGCUUCAACAAGUACAUGGAGUUCUUCCGCCGCAACUUCGCGCAGCCAGCGCAGUGCUUUGGCAUGGCCCACGCAGACGAGAUCAUCUCGACCUUUCAGCGCAUCCAGCGCGCCGUCUUUGCGGACACCAACGGGUCUGUCGUGGGCAAGAUCAGGCAGCUCAUCUCCGAGCGCUUCGACGUCACCGACAUCCCCGCCGGCUGGUGCUUUCUCCCCUCCUCCGAAGGCGGGCUCGGGAUCGCCAAUCCAGUCGUGACGCUCUUGUCCGUGCGCAGGCAGCUUCCCGCUGAUCCCAGCGCUAAGUUCGCUGCGGCUAUGGGGCUCGAUCAAGGCGUGUACGAGGGUCGACGGUAUGAGUGGGCGGGCGGUCCUACGGGCGACCGUGAGUUCUUGACAUACGCCGAGUUUACGGAGGGACGCGAGACGUAUAUCCCACACUGGGGAACGACGUGGGCGCAGCUGCAGGAGACAGCGCAUGCCAAGUCGCCUGUCAAGACUGGGCUUCUGCACAACGAUGCCCGCUGGAGAGGGCGGUCCGAGGUGGAGAGAUGGAUUGUGGCGUUCUAUGCAAGGGAGAUCUUCGAAAUGUUUGGGGGAUUCAAGAUGGUCGAGGAGACGCUCAUUCCGGUGGGAAUGCUGAAGGCGUUCCAGACGGCGAAGAUAGCAUGGGACACGUAA
This is a messenger RNA of Schizophyllum commune H4-8, 2532 nucleotides long. RefSeq lists its product as uncharacterized. The transcript is spliced from 8 exons. Bases 1 to 2532 code for a protein of 843 amino acids. The record is from RefSeq and is a predicted model, not a curated record. NCBI's taxonomy places the organism in Eukaryota, Fungi, Basidiomycota, Agaricomycetes, Agaricales, Schizophyllaceae.